Molecule: messenger RNA, 2130 nt
Organism: Colletotrichum truncatum
Lineage: Eukaryota; Fungi; Ascomycota; Sordariomycetes; Glomerellales; Glomerellaceae
Product: C6 finger domain-containing protein
Biological process (GO): DNA-templated transcription; regulation of DNA-templated transcription
Molecular function (GO): DNA-binding transcription factor activity, RNA polymerase II-specific; zinc ion binding; DNA binding
Source: RefSeq, a predicted model, not a curated record
AUGGAUGCGUCCUCCGGCCCGUCAUCUUCCUUCUCAGCGGCGCAUUACUUUCCGGCACGACGCCGGGUGUGGCAGGCAUGCACAAAUUGUCGGGCCCGUAAGACGCGGUGUGACGCUGCCAAGCCUAAGUGCAGCUUGUGCAUGACACAGAACGUUGAAUGCGUAUAUCGUGAUUCGAAUCAACCUCGCAUCGAGCAAAAUACACGCAUCUUGCUAGAACGCAUCCAGAUGCUUGAAGAUAGGUUGUUUGCUUCGCCAGUUUUCUCAACACAACCGCCUCAACAACCUCUCAACACACCAUCACCCAAUGAGUUGAGACAACCAACGACGCCGGGAUCGGGGCCGCGCAGUCAUCCAGAUCCAAGUCAAGACGCAGGGGUGCUAUAUGAGCAGAGGGAAGCUGGCAUAGCACCAGGCCAUGAAGGCGAUUCUCAGAUACCCAUUCCAUUAUCGCAUACGGCGAAUGCAAAUCACGUUUUUGAGUGGCCAAUUGUCCAGCAGUUGUUAUCAGAGACUGAGCCAGUACUACCACGGCCCACGAUACCUAAAGGGUUUCGCUCAACAGAGGCAACUGACAUCUUCUUUCACAAUACUCAAAAUGCGAGCCAAGCAACUCCUCCCCCGGAAUCCUGGAGACUGUUUCAAGAUAGAAGUCUUCCAGUCUCGAUCGAUGCUGCCGAUAGGUAUCGUGAGGUGAUACAUGAGUAUUUCGCUGAAGUCAACAUCUUCUUUCCGAUACUCUCGCUGGAGGAUACACUGGCCACAUUUGACGAAGUCGUAGCGAGCGAGAAAACCGCGGGGUCGGAACCCAAUACUAUUGCGCCGUCGAGAUACUGUCUUCUUUUACUGGUUCUCUGCAUCGGGUCCUUUGUUUCUACUGGAGAGUACCGCAUAUCCCUCGAUGAGGCGGCAGGAAGAAAUGGCAGUCAAAAGCAUCAGUCCCUAGGUUCCGGAUUCUUUACAGAGACUAUAGGGUUUGACGAGAAACUCUGGCAAAAGGCACGCCUACUGCUCGGGUUCAUCUCAUCGGAAGCGACCCUAGAAGCGGCUCAGUGUACGAUGCUGGCAAGUUUGUACAUGGGCGCCAAUGGCCGCGUUUCCGACUCGUUUCACUGGGCCCAUGCCACGGCUGUUAAGUGCGAAGUGCUGGCACGGGGAGCUGUGAUAAACACUGAUGGGACUGGCCAUUUCUCGGAUGCCUUCCGCCGGCUGUUCUGGGUCUCGCUGAUAUAUGAAGGAGACUUUGUUUCCGAGAUCUCCAUCACUCUCCCAUCUGGAAUCACCAGAUAUGAAGAUAUUGUCCCAUAUCCAGCACCGGAAACACCAAAACAUCGCGAAGAACACGCAGCAGCCUUUGCAGCAGCGGAUACGAACCCCACAAGCCCCGAAGCCGCUGGGUUUUACCGGACCGAAGAACUAGUGGCAUUUCAGAUCAGCACCAAUGCCGCCAUCAGACGGUUUUUGAACCGUGUAAACAGCGUCGUCUACGAUAGCAAGGAUCAAUUCCGAAUGACUCGGGCAAACUACGCCGGCUGGUUGCUGCGCAUAACAGAAGAUUUGUGGUCGUACCACGGGGCUCUGUAUCGGAACCUGCCGGACUUUUUGCUUACCAGCCAGCCGCGCAAAAGACCAGAUCAGGAGAAUGCGAGUUCCCCUAUGACGCCUGGUAUUAUCAGAGUCGAGGAGCUCGGCAACAAUCCAUGGAAUGUCCUGCGACUGAAAGGACGUUACUAUGCUGGACAAUACAUCAUUCACCGCCCGUUUAUUGAGUACGUCCUUCUCAACAUGGCCCACUUCGAGACCCAUCCCUGCAAGGAGGCAAUCCUCGACAGGUGCAGGCUGUGUCUGGAGGGAUGUCGUGGCUUUAUCAAUGUCUUCGACAUUGACCCGGCCAAUAGUAUAACAUGUUUGUUUGCUAGCGGCAUGGUUACAUUUACUAUGGUUAUGAUUCUCCGUGUCGCCACAAUGUGCCAAGUAUUUCAGGAUGUUCUUCCAGGGGACAUCGAACAUGCAAUAUUUGUUGGAAGGAGGAAUCUGCGACGGUUUAACAUCAGCGUUAAAGAGUUUGAGUGGCACCUCAAGGUAUUGGAGCAGAUGGAAGCAUCGUGUAAGAAAAGAAUGGCAAUGUGA